Molecule: messenger RNA, 1680 nt
Organism: Saccostrea echinata
Lineage: Eukaryota; Metazoa; Mollusca; Bivalvia; Ostreida; Ostreidae
Exons: 7
Coding region: 1-1680 (559 amino acids)
Source: RefSeq, a predicted model, not a curated record
AUGACACCUGCCGUUUUUGCCUGCACAUCCGGGGAAUACCUUACAUACUCAGGAGAAUGUAAGAAGUGUCCAAGGGGAACUUUUGGGGAAUCUCCUCCAUCUUUCAGAUGUGAGCCGUGUGGAGGAGCAAAGACAACCAUCUCUGAUGGAGCAACUAACAUUACAGACUGUGUGUACCAGAUUGUUGGUUGUUUUGACAACAUGAGCGUUGGAAACGACACUGUUAACUUAGCCGGUACAAAUAAAAUUGAAACCUGUCUGGAGUUUUGCGCCGAAAGAGAAUAUCUUUAUUCUGCCAUACAGAAUGCAAACACUUGUUUCUGCUCACAGACAAACGACGGUACUGUUUCCAGUGGAUGUACCUUGCAAUGUGGCGGUGAGCCAAACUCCUGUGGAGGGAUAAAUUCUAUGACGGUUUACAGAACAGGAAAAAGAGGGGCAUCCAUCACAACAAUAGGAAACAGUGAGGUCGAUCUGACGGAAUUGGGAUUGAAUAUCAGUGGAAUGGCAGAAUUUGAAUUCAUAGCGCUUGGUUGUAAAGAUGCGCAUGUUCGACUGAUGAACGAUCGUGGAAAUUAUUCACAUAACUUUAUCGAAAUAGUCAUCGGAGCAAGUAAAAACCAAUAUUUUGCCAUUCGAAAGAAGAGAUAUGGCGACAGCUUACUUCAGCGGACUGGUAGUUUUAUGGAUUGUUACAGCUGGAAAUAUUUCAAAAUUUCCUGGAAUAAUGGGACGAUUACUGUUUUUGAAAAUAGUACCAACACUUUCCAUACAAAAGACACUGGAUUCGUUUUUGACGUCAAUCAUAUAGUAAUCUCUGCAUAUGGCACAGCCCAAGUCUGUUGGAAAGUCCUAGCAGAUAUAGAAAGAAGUGACGAAUGCCCCCCUAUUCCUACGGAAGAAAUUUGUGAAUGUCCAUGCUCCUCUUCAAAUAUCACAGAAGAAGCCCUUCAAGAAAAAAUUAGAGAACUGAAGAGGCAAUUAACUGUCGAUGUCACAACUACGUCACAAUAUAUUAGGAAGCUUGUUUGUGCAGAUGAUCCUAGACCCUCAGCUACAAGUGUUGGAAUUCUUUUUGGGCCUAUAUUAAUCACAGUCCUGUUGGGGCUUAUAAUUUUGGCGGAUUUUUCAAACCUAGCUAAGUUGGCCAUUCGACUGAAAAAGAUUAUUCGACGAAUGGGGAGAGGAAGAAGAUUUAAAAACAAGUAUACAGACAGCACAACAAAAGACAAGACUGAAGAAUUCAAUAAUAAAAAAGGCGGGAAAAACGAGGGGGACGAUAAAAAAAGUAAACCAAACCUAAAAAAUCAGGCUGUGAACAUGAAGCAGACUUCGUUGAUAGGAAACUCAAACCCGAUCCCCGAUAGUAAAAGUGUGGACCAAAGCAAAGAGACAAAGGGGAAAAAUGUUUCUCACAGAAAACAUACCCAAGGAAAUCUGCAUAACAAGCUUCAGAACAAACCGAAUGCAAAGGAAGAUCAGAAAAAAAUCGGCAAACCUACAAAUCUGUCUACACAGUUAAACAAUCAAAAAGCAGAUGAAUGCAACGAAAUUGAACAAGUAGAGGCAAAAGUCGGAAAAGCUGUUAAGAGACAAGCAGUAGGAAAACCAGCCAUAAACAACCUUAAGAAUAGUAAUAAUAAGAACAGUAAUGUUUCUAAAAAUGUCAACAAGAGUUAG